AGAGAGAGAGAGAGAGAGAGAGAGAGAGAGAGAGAGAGAGAGAGAAAGAAAGAAAGAAGGUGGUGCUGGCAGUGUUCCGCCUCUAAUCCUAACGGAAUCGAGGUGCGAGCCCUUCUUCGGGGACAUGGGAUUACAAAACGGCUGUUGACCCUCUUCCUGCCUAGCGCCCAGGCAGGGAGAGCCUUUGGGCAAUAAGGUGCUGACCCACUGGACCGGGAAGAUUAAGCCAUUCAGGUUAUCAGCACCCCAGUUUGGGAGUGCUGGGGGAGGCGGAGUGAUUAGCCUGGGAUAGAUCAUCAAGGAAGACAUGUCUGACAAGAUGUCUAGUUUCCUACAUAUUGGGGACAUUUGUUCUCUAUAUGCAGAGGGAUCGACGAAUGGAUUUAUCAGCACCUUGGGCCUUGUGGACGAUCGAUGUGUCGUGCAACCAGAAGCAGGAGAUCUUAACAACCCACCCAAAAAGUUCAGAGAUUGCCUGUUUAAGCUCUGUCCUAUGAAUCGCUACUCUGCCCAGAAGCAGUUUUGGAAAGCAGCCAAACCAGGAGCCAACAGUACAACAGAUGCAGUGCUCCUCAACAAACUGCACUUUCAGGAAAAAGGACACUGUGAGCCUUUGAAAAAUAUGCAUGCUGCAGAUUUGGAAAAGAAACAGAAUGAGACUGAAAACAGGAAGCUCCUGGGAACAGUUAUCCAAUAUGGCAAUGUCAUCCAGCUUCUGCAUUUGAAAAGUAACAAAUACCUUACGGUUAAUAAGAGGCUUCCAGCCCUGCUGGAGAAGAAUGCUAUGAGGGUGACCCUGGAUGAGGCUGGCAAUGAGGGAUCCUGGUUUUAUAUUCAGCCGUUCUACAAACUGCGUUCCAUAGGAGACAGCGUUGUCAUUGGGGACAAGGUAGUUCUGAACCCUGUCAAUGCUGGACAGCCUCUUCAUGCCAGCAGUCACCAGCUAGUGGAUAAUCCAGGUUGCAAUGAGGUCAACUCUGUCAACUGUAACACAAGCUGGAAAAUAGUACUUUUUAUGAAGUGGAGUGAUAAUAAAGAUGACAUACUGAAAGGGGGUGAUGUGGUGAGAUUAUUCCAUGCAGAGCAGGAGAAGUUUCUGACUUGUGAUGAACACAGAAAGAAGCAGCAUGUUUUCUUGAGAACAACUGGCAGGCAAUCAGCCACUUCUGCAACUAGUUCCAAAGCUCUGUGGGAGGUCGAGGUAGUUCAACAUGAUCCUUGCCGGGGUGGAGCAGGAUAUUGGAAUAGCCUCUUUCGUUUCAAACACCUUGCUACUGGGCAUUAUUUGGCAGCAGAGAUGGAUUCCGAUCAGGAUGCGUCCAGAAGCAGGUUGCGAAAUGCACAGGAGAAGAUGGUGUACUCUCUGGUAUCUGUGCCUGAAGGAAACGAUAUCUCCUCCAUCUUUGAGCUGGAUCCCACCACUUUGCGUGGGGGUGAUAGCCUUGUCCCAAGGAAUUCCUAUGUCCGGCUUAGACACCUGUGUACUAAUACUUGGGUCCAUAGUACCAAUAUUCCCAUUGACAAGGAAGAAGAGAAACCUGUGAUGCUUAAAAUUGGCACCUCUCCCGUGAAAGAGGACAAGGAAGCUUUUGCUAUAGUACCAGUUUCUCCCGCGGAAGUCCGGGACUUGGAUUUUGCCAAUGAUGCGAGCAAAGUUUUGGGCUCCAUUGCCGGAAAACUGGAAAAAGGGACGAUUACCCAGAAUGAAAGAAGGUCUGUAACCAAGCUCCUAGAAGAUUUAGUCUAUUUUGUUACUGGUGGAACAAAUUCAGGUCAAGAUGUACUAGAAGUGGUUUUCUCUAAACCCAAUAGGGAACGACAGAAGCUGAUGAGAGAACAAAAUAUCCUCAAGCAGAUUUUCAAACUGUUACAGGCCCCAUUUACAGACUGUGGCGAUGGACCGAUGCUGAGGCUGGAGGAACUUGGAGACCAGCGACAUGCUCCUUUCCGACACAUCUGCCGGCUCUGUUACAGGGUUUUAAGACACUCGCAGCAAGAUUACCGAAAGAACCAGGAAUACAUAGCUAAGCAGUUUGGCUUCAUGCAAAAGCAGAUUGGCUAUGAUGUAUUGGCAGAGGACACCAUUACUGCUCUGCUUCACAACAAUCGCAAACUUCUAGAAAAGCACAUCACUGCUGCUGAGAUAGACACCUUUGUCAGCCUUGUGAGAAAAAACCGAGAGCCCAGGUUCUUGGAUUAUCUCUCAGACCUGUGUGUGUCGAUGAACAAGUCAAUUCCAGUGACACAGGAACUGAUCUGUAAAGCAGUUUUGAAUCCCACAAAUGCUGACAUACUGAUUGAAACCAAGUUGGUGCUUUCUCGUUUUGAAUUUGAAGGGGUCUCCACAGGUGAAAACCAUUUGGAAGUUGGGGAAGAUGAAGAAGAGGUUUGGUUAUUUUGGAGAGACAGCAACAAAGAAAUUCGCAGUAAAAGUGUCCGGGAGCUGGCUCAGGAUGCUAAAGAAGGGCAAAAAGAAGAUCGGGAUGUUCUCAGUUACUACAGGUAUCAGUUGAACCUCUUUGCCAGAAUGUGCUUGGAUCGUCAGUAUUUGGCUAUCAAUGAAAUAUCUGGUCAAUUGGAUGUCGAUCUUAUCCUUCGUUGUAUGUCUGAUGAAAACCUACCUUAUGACCUGAGAGCAUCUUUCUGUCGACUGAUGCUUCACAUGCAUGUGGACCGGGACCCGCAGGAACAAGUUACUCCUGUGAAAUAUGCCCGCCUCUGGUCUGAAAUACCUUCAGAAAUUGCAAUUGAUGACUAUGACAGCAGUGGAACUUCCAAAGAUGAAAUUAAGGAACGGUUUGCUCAGACCAUGGAAUUUGUGGAGGAGUAUUUGAGAGAUGUGGUCUGCCAGAGAUUUCCAUUCUCCGAUAAAGAGAAAAACAAACUCACAUUUGAGGUUGUAAAUUUAGCCAGAAAUCUUAUAUAUUUUGGCUUCUACAAUUUCUGCGACCUUCUACGAUUGACCAAGAUCCUCUUGGCUAUUUUGGACUGUGUACAUGUGACUACUAUUUUUCCAAUUAGCAAAAUGGCCAAAGGAGAAGAAAAUAAAGGAAGUAAUGUGAUGCGAUCUAUCCAUGGCGUUGGGGAGUUGAUGACUCAGGUUGUGCUUAGGGGAGGGGGCUUUUUGCCUAUGGCUCCCCUUGCCGCUGCCCCUGAAGGGAACGUUAAACAAGCUGAGCCAGAGAAAGAAGACAUCAUGGUCAUGGACACCAAGUUGAAGAUCAUUGAAAUUCUUCAGUUUAUUUUGAAUGUGAGGUUGGAUUAUAGGAUCUCGUGCCUCCUGUGUAUAUUUAAGCGGGAAUUUGAUGAAAGCAAUGCUCAGACUUCGGAACCAUCUUCAGGAAGCAGCAGCCAAGAAGGACCAAGCAAUGUACCAGGAGCCCUGGACUUUGAACAUAUUGAAGAGCAAGCUGAGGGGAUCUUUGGAGGAAGUGAGGAAAACACACCCUUAGAUUUGGAUGACCAUGGAGGGAGAACAUUUCUCAGAGUCCUGCUCCAUUUAACCAUGCAUGACUAUCCGCCUUUGGUGUCUGGAGCCCUGCAGCUGCUGUUCAGGCACUUCAGUCAAAGGCAAGAAGUCCUUCAGGCAUUCAAACAGGUACAACUACUAGUUACCAGCCAAGAUGUUGACAACUACAAGCAGAUCAAACAAGAUUUGGACCAACUGAGAUCUAUUGUGGAAAAGUCAGAACUUUGGGUAUACAAAGGCCAGGGCCCUGAUGAAACGAUGGAUGGGGCUUCUGGUGAAAAUGAGCACAAGAAGACAGAGGAAGGUCAUAGCAAGUCACGGAAACAUGAAAGUACCAGCAGCUACAACUACCGGGUGGUAAAAGAGAUUUUGAUACGACUUAGCAAGCUCUGUGUUCAAGAGAACGCUUCAGUCAGGAAGAGUAGAAAACAGCAGCAGAGAUUGCUACGGAACAUGGGAGCACAUACUGUCGUCCUGGAGCUGUUGCAGAUUCCAUAUGAGAAGGCAGAAGAUACCCGGAUGCAGGAAAUAAUGAAACUCGCUCAUGAGUUUCUGCAGAACUUCUGUGCCGGAAACCAGCAGAAUCAGGCAUUGUUGCACAAACAUAUAAACCUGUUCCUUAACCCUGGGAUCCUGGAGGCAGUGACAAUGCAGCAUAUAUUCAUGAAUAAUUUCCAGCUUUGCAGUGAAAUUAAUGAGCGUGUUGUCCAGCACUUCGUUCAUUGUAUUGAAACUCAUGGCAGAAACGUCCAGUACAUAAAAUUCUUACAGACCAUUGUCAAGGCAGAAGGAAAGUUUAUUAAGAAGUGCCAAGACAUGGUCAUGGCUGAGCUGGUGAAUUCAGGAGAAGACGUCCUCGUGUUCUACAAUGACAGAGCAUCUUUCCAGACUUUAAUCCAGAUGAUGAGAUCGGAACGGGACCGGAUGGAUGAGAACAGCCCUCUUAUGUACCAUAUCCAUUUGGUAGAGCUCCUAGCAGUGUGCACAGAGGGCAAAAAUGUGUACACUGAAAUCAAAUGCAACUCCCUCCUUCCCCUAGAUGACAUCGUCAGAGUAGUCACUCAUGAGGAUUGCAUCCCUGAGGUUAAAAUUGCAUAUAUUAACUUCUUGAACCACUGCUAUGUGGACACUGAAGUGGAAAUGAAGGAAAUUUACACCAGUAACCACAUGUGGAAAUUGUUUGAGAAUUUUCUCAUUGACAUCUGUAGGGCGUGUAACAACACAAGCGACAGAAAACAUGCUGACUCAAUUUUGGAGAAAUAUGUCACUGAGAUUGUGAUGAGUAUUGUGACUACUUUCUUCAGUUCACCAUUCUCUGAUCAGAGCACCACUUUGCAGACUCGUCAGCCUGUCUUCGUACAGCUGCUGCAGGGAGUAUUCAGAGUGUACCACUGCAACUGGCUAAUGCCUAGCCAAAAAGCCUCUGUGGAGAGCUGUAUAAGGGUGCUCUCCGAUGUAGCCAAAAGCCGAGCGAUUGCCAUCCCUGUAGACUUGGACAGCCAGGUCAACAACCUGUUUCUGAAGUCGCAUAACAUAGUGCAGAAGACUGCCAUGAACUGGAGGCUGUCUGCGAGGAAUGCUGCCCGCCGGGACUCAGUCUUAGCUGCAUCCAGAGAUUAUCGAAACAUUAUCGAAAGGUUGCAGGAUAUCGUGUCGGCACUGGAGGAUCGUUUACGCCCCCUUGUCCAAGCCGAGUUAUCCGUGCUUGUGGAUGUUCUCCAUAGACCAGAGCUGCUUUUUCCAGAGAACACUGACGCCAGACGGAAAUGUGAAAGUGGUGGCUUCAUAUGCAAGUUAAUAAAACAUACUAAGCAGCUGCUGGAGGAGAAUGAAGAGAAACUGUGUAUUAAAGUCUUACAAACACUCAGGGAAAUGAUGACCAAAGAUAGAGGCUAUGGAGAAAAGCUGAUAACCAUUGAUGAAUUGGAUAAUGCUGAGCUGCCGCAAUCUCCAGAAAUGGAAAACUCUGUAGAGCAGGAACUUGAUCAAAGUCUACCACUGAGGCAACUGGAAGACCAUAAAAGGGGUGAGGCACUCAGGCAAAUUUUGGUCAACCGUUACUAUGGAAACAUCAGACCUGCAGGAAGACGAGAGAGCCUUACAAGCUUUGGCAAUGGCCCGCUAUCUCCAGGAGGACCUAGCAAAGCUGGGGGAGGAGGGGGAAGUUCUGGAUCCAGUACGAUGAGUCGAGGUGAAAUGAGUUUGGCAGAUGUCCAGUGCCAUCUGGAUAAGGAAGGUGCAUCCAAUCUGGUCAUAGAUCUUAUCAUGAAUGCAUCUAGUGAUCGGGUUUUUCAUGAAAGUAUUUUGCUCGCUAUUGCUCUCCUGGAAGGAGGCAAUACCACCAUUCAGCACUCCUUUUUCUGCCGACUGACAGAAGAUAAGAAGUCUGAAAAAUUCUUUAAGGUCUUCUAUGACCGCAUGAAAGUGGCACAGCAAGAAAUAAAGGCUACAGUCACAGUCAACACAAGUGAUUUGGGAAAUAAAAAGAAAGAUGAUGAUUCUGAGAAGGAUGCACCAGCCCGAAAGAGAGUCAAAGAGCCCACUACACAGAUUACCGAAGAGGUUCGGGAUCAGUUGCUUGAGGCCACCACUGCUACCAGGAAAGCUUACACCACCUAUAGGCGAGAGGCAGAUCCCGAUGACCACUACCCGUCUGGAGAGGGAGCCCAAGCCACGACGGACAAGGGCAAAGAUGACUUGGAAAUGAGUGCAGUCAUUACAAUAAUGCAGCCCAUCCUCCGUUUCUUACAGCUGCUCUGUGAAAACCACAACCGGGAUCUGCAGAAUUUCCUUCGCUGUCAAAACAAUAAGACCAACUACAACUUGGUAUGUGAGACACUACAAUUUCUGGAUUGUAUCUGUGGAAGUACAACUGGAGGUCUUGGACUGCUUGGUCUGUAUAUAAAUGAGAAGAAUGUAGCCCUUAUCAAUCAGACCUUGGAGAGUUUGACUGAGUACUGUCAGGGACCUUGCCAUGAAAACCAGAACUGCAUAGCUACCCACGAAUCAAAUGGCAUUGAUAUAAUCACAGCAUUAAUCCUCAAUGAUAUCAACCCUCUGGGCAAGAAGAGGAUGGACCUGGUUUUAGAAUUGAAGAACAAUGCUUCUAAACUGCUCCUGGCAAUCAUGGAAAGCAGACACGACAGUGAGAAUGCAGAAAGAAUACUGUAUAAUAUGAGGCCCAAAGAACUGGUGGAAGUGAUAAAAAAGGCCUAUAUGCAAGGGGAAGUAGAAUUUGAGGAUGGAGAAAAUGGUGAGGAUGUCGCCGCAUCUCCUAGAAAUGUGGGGCACAAUAUCUAUAUAUUAGCUCAUCAGUUGGCUCGUCAUAACAAAGAACUUCAGAACAUGCUGAAACCUGGAGGUCAGGUAGAAGGAGAUGAAGCUCUGGAAUUCUACGCCAAGCACACCGCUCAAAUUGAGAUCGUUCGAUUAGACCGCACAAUGGAGCAAAUAGUCUUUCCAGUGCCCAGUAUAUGUGAGUUCCUCACUAAGGAAUCAAAACUCCGGAUAUACUACACCACAGAGAGGGAUGAGCAAGGGAGCAAAAUCAAUGACUUUUUCUUGAGAUCGGAAGAUCUUUUCAAUGAAAUGAAUUGGCAGAAGAAAUUAAGAGCUCAACCUGUCUUGUACUGGUGUUCUCGCAACAUGUCCUUUUGGAGCAGUAUUUCCUUUAACUUGGCUGUUCUGAUGAAUCUUCUCGUGGCAUUUUUCUACCCAUUUAAAGGAGUCAGAGGAGGUACGCUAGAGCCGCACUUAUCAGGAUUACUGUGGACAGCUAUGUUGAUCUCUUUGGCCAUUGUUAUAGCCCUCCCUAAGCCCCAUGGCAUUCGCGCAUUAAUUGCUUCUACGAUUCUACGGCUAAUAUUUUCAGUAGGUUUACAGCCCACGUUGUUUCUUCUUGGUGCUUUCAAUGUUUGUAAUAAAAUCAUUUUCCUCAUGAGCUUUGUGGGUAACUGUGGAACAUUCACAAGAGGAUACAGAGCUAUGAUUCUGGAUGUCGAAUUUCUUUAUCAUCUGUUAUACCUGCUGAUUUGUGCCAUGGGGCUCUUUGUUCAUGAGUUCUUCUACAGUUUACUGCUUUUUGAUUUGGUGUACAGAGAAGAGACCUUACUUAACGUCAUUAAAAGUGUCACCCGGAAUGGACGUUCGAUCAUUCUAACUGCUGUUCUGGCCCUGAUCUUGGUCUACCUGUUCUCCAUAGUGGGCUACCUAUUCUUCAAAGAUGAUUUUAUCUUAGAAGUAGAUAAGCUUCCCAAUGACACUGCAUUUCCAGAUACAGGCGAAAGCAUGGCAAGUGAGUUCCUGUAUUCUGAUGUAUGCAGGUUGGGUCAUGGGGAAAACUGUUCUUCUCCUAUCCCCACAAAAGAAUUAAUUUCUGGAGAAGAAAUUGAGGAAGAAGAUAAAGAACAUACGUGCGAGACUUUACUGAUGUGCAUUGUUACUGUACUGAGUCAUGGACUGAGAAGUGGGGGUGGAGUAGGAGAUGUACUGAGAAAGCCAUCCAAAGAGGAGCCCCUCUUUGCUGCAAGAGUGAUUUACGACCUCUUGUUCUUCUUCAUGGUGAUCAUUAUUGUCCUUAAUCUGAUUUUUGGGGUCAUUAUUGACACUUUUGCAGACUUGAGAAGUGAAAAGCAGAAGAAAGAAGAGAUUUUAAAGACCACGUGUUUCAUUUGUGGCUUGGAACGAGAUAAGUUUGAUAACAAGACAGUCACUUUUGAAGAACAUAUUAAAGAGGAACACAACAUGUGGCAUUAUUUAUGCUUCAUUGUCUUGGUGAAGGUAAAGGAUUCCACUGAAUACACAGGGCCAGAAAGUUAUGUUGCUGAAAUGAUAAAGGAAAGAAACCUGGAUUGGUUCCCUCGGAUGCGAGCCAUGUCACUGGUGAGCAGUGACUCCGAAGGAGAACAGAAUGAGCUGAGGAAUCUGCAGGAGAAGCUGGAGUCUACCAUGAAGCUAGUUACCAAUCUUUCUGGUCAGCUGUCAGAACUGAAGGAUCAGAUGACAGAACAGAGGAAGCAGAAACAGAGAAUUGGUCUUCUAGGACAUCCUCCUCACAUGAAUGUUAACCCACAGCAACCAGCAUAAAUUAAUAAAUGAAAUAAGGGGGUGGGGGGAGUAGGUCGUGUUUAAUCUUUUAGUAGUGUGGAUAAUGCCAAUGUAGGAGUGCAGAUCAACCACUAAGCUACAUCUGUGUGUUUAGUAAAUUUGUAAAUACCCAGUUUUAUACAUACUGUAUGUAUAUGAUUGCUACUCUAAAGGUUCUGGUAUAUGUAUUGUAAUUAGAAGUGUCGGCACAUAAGGUUUCACUUGUGCCAAAAAUAUCCAAAAUGCCCUUUCUUGGAAGGACUAAAGAGAGCACCUGAAUUGCACUUGAACAGGAUUCUAGAUUUAAAAGUAUGUGACAUGUAUUUUGUAUUUAAAAAUUAGACUAGCCAGUAUUUAUGUUUUUAUACAAUUGUGCAAUAUGAAUUAUGUAAUCACAAUAUAUUGGCAACUCCUGAGUGUCCUAAAGGGAGAGCUCAUCUUUGAAGCUGGUGUGUUAAUACUAUGUAAUAAAUGGUUAAAUAGCAGGCAAAUAAGGCUGCUGCCAAAUUGUAUUAGUAGUGACUUUCAGGCCCCUGGGCAUUUUGAACUAUGUAAUUAUCCUGUGGUGAUGCCAUUUCUUGUUGCUAGUGGCAUUAGUGCCUGUCUCACAGUGAUAUUGCUGUUAAAUUGGCCUCACGUUUAGUUUUAAACAUUUCUUUUAAGCUUCUAUGCUAUGAAUGUUAAAAUUUGAUGAUCAUUUCUUUAAAUAAAAGGAGUCAGGGUCAUAUUAGACCUUCAGCCUUUGGUUUGGUGAAGAGGCUAAUUUCUUAAAGGGAACUCUGAAUGCAAAUUGAGGAUGAAUGGGCAUUGCUGGCUCAUCCUAGGGGAUUUUCUGUGCCAUGUUGUAGAGAGACAAAUGGUGGUUUCUAGAGUCUCCAGGCCAAAAGCAAGAUUUAUUUUUCUUACUUCAUAACCCACAUGCUAUACCGCCUAAGAGGUUUAAGCAGAUAGUCAUUGCAACAAGUGAAAUAUGAACUAUCCUAUUAGGACGUGUAGUUGAGCACUGACAUGUACUAGUUAUGAAAGAGCCACAGUGUUUUUUGGUUUUGUUUCUUUUUUCACUUGAUCAUUUUUUUUCUUGACAGCUGAAAGUAUGAAAGGAAACUUUUUUUUUUAACAUGUUGCCUAGUUUUGUACAUGGACCUCAUUUUACAAAAAGCAAUUCCUUGGCAAACAGCAUUUUCAAAUGUCCUAGAAGCAGAGUUAUGAAAUAAGUACUAUUAAAGUUUGUAAAUGCAUAAAUGAAAGUAGAUAUUUAAUAAACGAUGUAGAACAAUA
Messenger RNA from Ornithorhynchus anatinus (platypus), 9832 nucleotides. It is a transcript of the gene ITPR1, whose product is annotated as inositol 1,4,5-trisphosphate receptor type 1. Gene Ontology annotation, cellular component: endoplasmic reticulum; membrane. The record is from RefSeq and is a predicted model, not a curated record. Gene Ontology annotation, biological process: calcium ion transmembrane transport. Gene Ontology annotation, molecular function: inositol 1,4,5-trisphosphate-gated calcium channel activity; inositol 1,4,5 trisphosphate binding. The transcript has 62 exons. Lineage: Eukaryota; Metazoa; Chordata; Mammalia; Monotremata; Ornithorhynchidae. The coding region runs from base 308 to 8554 and encodes 2748 amino acids.